Aspergillus niger is the source of this 2451-nucleotide messenger RNA. RefSeq lists its product as uncharacterized. The transcript is spliced from 2 exons. Lineage: Eukaryota; Fungi; Ascomycota; Eurotiomycetes; Eurotiales; Aspergillaceae. Bases 1 to 2451 code for a protein of 816 amino acids. Gene Ontology annotation, biological process: DNA-templated transcription; regulation of DNA-templated transcription. The record is from RefSeq and is a predicted model, not a curated record. Gene Ontology annotation, molecular function: DNA-binding transcription factor activity, RNA polymerase II-specific; DNA binding; zinc ion binding.
AUGUCCACUUCGUCUGUGAUCUCACCUUCAGCCCCAUCGUCCCUCUCGCCCAGGAACGGGUCUGACGUUGUGCCUGGCCCGCAUACCAGCCACGACGCCCACGGCAUCCCCUCCCAUUCCGCACAAGACCACAGCUUGCGCAGCUGCGUCACCUGCCGUCGGAGAAAAGUUCGCUGCAACAAGAAAACCCCUUGCUCCAACUGCGUCAAGGCCGGCAUCCAGUGUAUCUUUCCCCCGCCGGGAAGGGCACCGCGCAAAGUGAAACGCCCGCAAGAUGCGGAGCUCCUGUCUCGCUUAAGGCGCCUCGAGGGCGUCAUUGAACAUCUUAGUGAAAAGAAAGCGACUGGUGCUGCGGCAUCUUCUUCUGAUACUUCUUCCCCACGUGUACAACAGCACCCACAAAAUCCACCCGCACCCCCGGCUAAUGCGCAGGCCUCGGCGCCUGAAGGCGACGGAGAUGGCUGCCCACUUCUUAUGGAUGCAGCCAAGCUGGAUCCUACCAGACCUAUAGCGCCUCGGAAUAUCGAGCAUGAGUUUGGUCGAUUGGUUAUCGACGAGGGUCGAAGCCGUUACGUUAGCAACCGAUUCUGGGCAAGUCUCGGAGAUGAGGAGUUGCAAGAUAUCCUAGAUCCGUCGUCUUCGGACGAGGAAGACUAUUCGUCUCCCGAGACAUCGUCCAGCCAGUCGGCCAACCAUGAUGGCUUUUUAUUCGGGUUCUAUUCCGUUUCCCACUCACUACACGAUUUUCUUCCGCCGAGGCCCCAGAUUCCCUUGUUAUGGAAUACCUGGUUGGAAAACGUGGCGCCCUUGAUACCUAUCGUGCAUAAAGCGAGCGCCAGGCAGCUAUUUACUACGGCUGCCCAAGAUCCAAAUUGCUUGGAUAAGAACUUUGAGGCGCUAUUUCUUGCAAUGUGCAUGGUCGCGAUCAUCAGCAUGUCGCCGAGCCAGUGCUCAUCUCACCUGGGAGAAGAGAGGGAUGUGCUUGUCAAGCGAUACCGGUUCGCAGUCGAGCAGGCACUUUCCAAAGCAGAUCUUUUGAACACGCAAAACAUCACUCUCCUACAGGCUGUGGUGAUUUUCCUGAUAGGCGUUCGUCGCGAAGACGACACCAAAUUUGUCUGGUCUAUGACAGCGCUUGUUCUUCGCCUUGCGCAAGGACUGGGUCUUCAUCGGGACGGCACCAACUUUGGCCUGAAGCCUUAUGAAACGGAGAUACGCCGACGACUAUGGUGGCACAUCUGCUUAUUGGACAUCCGGGCCGCAGAGGAUCACGGUUCUGAUGCGCAGAUUCAUGAACGAUUGUACGAUACUCGACUCCCACUGAAUAUCAAUGACGACGACAUUACACCAGACAUGAAAGAGCCUCCCAAGGAGAGAGUGGGCUGGACGGAAAUGACAUUUUGCCUGAUUCGCUGCGAUAUCACGGUCGCUGUGCGUCGAGUGAGCUACACUUGUCCAAACGGCCAUUUCGUUCCGGCAACUCGGCAGCUCAACCCUGAUAACUGCUCCAAGAUGAUCCGGGCGAUCAACGACCGUAUUGAAGACCGAUAUAUCAAACAUUGCGACAUGAAUGUCCCGAUUCAGUGGGUUUGCGCGACGAUUGGUCGCCUCAUCCUGACCAAGCUGUGGCUCGUCAUUCAUCAUCCGAUGACCAGGCCUGAACGGGGCCUAACGCUGAGCCACGCCAAUCGUGAGAGCUUAUUUGCUACAUCAGUGGAGGUAGCCGAGUUCCAGCGGCUGCUGGAUGGCGACGUCAAAACGUACAAAUGGAGCUGGCUCUUUGCCACGAACAUGCAAUGGCAUGCCAUUGCCUUUGUGCUGUCGGAGCUUUGUGUCCGCCCACUCAGCCCUCUUACCGACCGAGCAUGGAAAUGUGUGAGCACCCUGUAUACAGAGUGGAUCAAAAACAGCAAACAGCGGAAAGGCAUGCUCUGGCGUCCACUUUCCCGCCUGAUGAAGCGAGCAGCCGCGUUCAGAGCUAAGCAAGAGGAGAUGCGCGCGCAGAUGAGUUCCAGCAUGAUUGCAGCUCACGAUGCCGCAAUCCCGAACUGCCCUGGACUCUCAAUUAUACAGCCCCCGGUUCUGCCCCGAGCACUGGACUUUCAGGCUUCACCAACAGGCCAGGAGAAGGAGUCUUUGCGCGGUCUGCCUGAGAACGGCGGAAUCGAUAUCGACCUGCGCGGCGGACCAGUUAACGUGAUCAACGAAUUAUUCCCCGACACGGACUGGCUCAAUCCUGCCACGGCAGCCAGCAUACAGCAGCAGGAGUGCUCGGGCGCGUCGAUGGACACGCUAGUGAGACCGACGGAGCCAAGCGAGACCCAGCAGGAGAUGCCUAAUGCGAAUCUCAACUGGGAAGAGUGGGAUCAGGUUAUGACUGAUUUCCAGAUGGACCUGCAAGCGUCCAAUACGCAGAAUCCUUUUGGCAAUGCCCUGGAUUGGCUUGCUUGA